This is a messenger RNA of Penicillium soppii, 2991 nucleotides long. RefSeq names its product putative signal transduction protein BroA (gene bro1). Gene Ontology annotation, molecular function: protein binding. NCBI's taxonomy places the organism in Eukaryota, Fungi, Ascomycota, Eurotiomycetes, Eurotiales, Aspergillaceae. The record is from RefSeq and is a predicted model, not a curated record. Gene Ontology annotation, cellular component: endosome. The transcript is spliced from 3 exons. Gene Ontology annotation, biological process: protein transport to vacuole involved in ubiquitin-dependent protein catabolic process via the multivesicular body sorting pathway. Bases 1 to 2991 code for a protein of 996 amino acids.
AUGGUUCAGUCACCUAUGUUGUCAUGUCCGCUGAAGCAGACCAAUGAGAUCGAUUGGGUUCAACCCCUCAAGGAUUACAUUCGGCAGACAUACGGCGAAGACCCCGAGCGAUAUAACCAAGAAUGCGUCACUCUCAACCGCCUUCGCCAGGAUAUGAGAGGCGCAGGAAAGGAGAGUGCUACCGGUCGCGACUUGCUGUAUCGAUACUAUGGCCAACUGGAGCUAUUGGACCUCAGAUUCCCUGUCGAUGAGAACCAUAUCAAAAUCUCGUUUACAUGGUACGAUGCGUUCACCCAGAAACCUACGUCUCAAUACUCCCUAGCCUACGAAAAGGCAUCUAUCAUCUUCAACAUAUCUGCCGUUCUCUCCUGCCAUGCCGCCAACCAAAACCGGGCUGACGAUACGGGGGUAAAGACAGCCUACCAUUCCUUCCAGGCGUCCGCUGGAAUGUUUACAUACAUCAAUGAAAACUUCUUACAUGCGCCAUCGACUGACCUGAACCGGGACACUGUCAAAACAUUGAUUCACGUCACAUUAGCUCAAGCUCAGGAAGUGUUUUUCGAGAAGCAAGUGGCGGAUCAAAAGAAGCCUGGGUUUCUGGCUAAAUUGGCUAGCCAAGCAUCAUAUCUUUUCUCCCAGGCAGCUGACACAAUGCAAGAUUUUGUUGGCAAGAAUGUGUUUGACAAAGUCUGGACGACUGUUGUACAGAGCAAGGCAGCACACAUGGCAUCGGUGGCGUCUUAUUAUCAAGCAGUGGCGGAUAGCGAGAAUGGAUCACAUGGUGUUGCUAUUGCGCGCCUACAGAUGGCCGAUAAGCAAGCUCUCACAGCUCUGAGCUGGGCAAAAACGUUCCCCUCGACAGCCCCAGCGACUUCUCAUAUGACCGCCGAGUCAGGGCCCGCCCUACUGGAUCUUAUCAAACACAACCAAGCAAACGUACAAGCUCAGCUUGCUACUAUGGUCAAAGAUAAUGAUUUCAUCUAUCACCAGCCAGUCCCCAAUGAGGCUGCUCUUUCAGCUGUUUCUAAACUGCCUGCGGCCAAAGCAAUCCCAGUAAGCGAGUUAUAUCAAGGGCAAGAUAUCCAGCGAAUUAUUGGACCCGAUAUUUUCCAGAAGCUGGUGCCUAUGUCUGUCACUGAAACCGCUAGUCUCUAUGAUGAAGAAAAAGCCAAGUUGAUUCGCGCUGAAACAGAAAAAGUUGAGACCGCUAAUGGCGAGUUUGAGGCCAGUUUGGAUUAUCUGAAACUACCAGGCAGUCUCAAUAUCUUGAAAGGUGGCAUGAACCAGCAGAUGUCAGUGGACGAAGAGUUCCGUCGCUGGUGCUCUGAGCUUGCUGGACAUACACCAUUCCAUAGGGCGGUUGACGAGCUGCAAAAUCGUAAGCCAGAAGUGCUGUCCCAAUUAGAUCAGUGUUCGAAACAACUUGAUCUUGAAGAGAGCGUGUGUGAAAAGAUGAGGUCCAAGUAUGGAGCAGACUGGAGUCAGCAACCCAGUUCACGACUUAAUACCACGCUCCGAGGAGAUAUUCGGUCUUAUCGAGACACUAUUAACGAGGCCAGCACAAGUGAUACUCAGCUUUCUUCCACACUUCGGCAGUAUGAGACCGAUUUCGAUGAAAUGCGAUCUGCCGGGGAAACAGGUGAAGCCGAUGUGCUCUUUCAACGAGCUUUGCUCAAAGUCGGCUCAAAGCACAGUAAAAACAAGAGUGGCGUCACCAGUCCUGCGGAAGGUACUCUUUUGGAUGAUGUCUAUGAUGAAGGUGGUGCCUCUGUCGCAGAACAGAUCGCCAAGGUGGAAGAGAUCUUGAAGAAACUUAAUCUUGUAAAGCGAGAGAGGUCUCAAGUGCUCAAGGAUCUCAAGGAUAAGGUCCACAACGAUGACAUCUCAAAUGUCUUGAUCUUAAACAAGAAAUCGAUUACUGGCCAAGAAACGCAGCUCUUUGAUGCCGAGCUGGAGAAGUUUCGGCCCCAUCAGAACAGAAUUCUGCAGGCGAACCAUAAACAACAAUCUUUGAUGAAAGAACUCACCAAAAUAUACGGAGAGCUUCUGCAAGAUAAGAGGGUUCAAUCCGAGCAGUCAAAGUAUGAAUCCAUCACACGCCAACGCAACUCCGUAAUUUCUCGAUACAAGAAGAUCUACGAAGCAUUCAAUGGCCUUUCGUCAGGUAUAACUCAAGCGCGAAUAUUCUACAAUGAUAUGGGCGAGAAUGUCGACAGUCUCCGUAAGAACGUCGAAACCUUCAUCAACAACCGCCGAUCAGAAGGUGCGCAGCUUCUCAGCCAAAUCGAACGCGAUAAGGUCACCGGUGUCUCGGAGCAGGAAGAUCGUGAGAGAGAGAAGCUGCGCCAGUUGAUGGAGCGCUUGUCUACGGAACCUAAGAGCUCAUCAACCUCACCAUCCACUGUGUCAGGGGGAGCACCCUCGAAGGUCAAAUCACCACCACCCCCUGUUCAGACACCAGCAUAUGGAACCACUGGCCCAUCUCCAAAGAUGUCACCCCGCUACCCGCCCGCCAUGCCAGGGCAUAGCGCGACCCUCUCCUCACACCCAUCCGCACCUUACGGACAGUACAUGGGCGCCCCUUAUCCGCCACAGCAGCACUUCCAGCAAGGUGCUGCAGCUCCACUAUCUGAUGGCUACCACCCCAUGGCAUAUCCCUCCCGGACCCCCGUCUCUCCACCUCCGAGCCAACAAUAUUUCCCUCGAAAUGCGGCUCCAUACGGAGGCUACUCCAAUUCCAGCACACCAGCCCCCAGUGUGGCUCCUCCGUCCUCACACUACAUGACUCAACAGGGCUACAUCCCACCUCCGCCGCCUCCACUUCCCCAACAUCCUAGCUAUCCGCCUUCUUCUGGUGGUGUGCAUCCUUCUGGUCCUGGUGGCUAUGCGCAGGUCAGGCCACAUGGUCAUCGCAAGGCACCUUCACAGUCUCAGCCUCAAUCUCAGCCAAAUCCCAACGAUCCCUGGGCUGGUCUCAACGCUUGGAAAUGA